AUGGUUAGCUUAAGAAGCUCUAAAGUUAAGUCUAGAAAAGUCAUCAUUGAAGAUAGCAGCUCAGAAUAAGCAGCUGAUAACGAAAGCGAUAAUGAUGCUAAAAAAAAUAAAAAAGUAAAAGUAGAAACUAAAGUAGCACAAAAGUCAACAAGAGGUAGAAAAAAAAAAUCUUCUAAAGAAUAUAGCGAAGAAGAUGAAGAUUUUGAAGUUGAAGCCGAUGUAGCAGAAGAUGACGAUGAUGAAGAAGAAGAUUAUGAUGAUAUAGAAGAUAAAGAGGAAUCCUUUAAUCACUAAAAAUAAAUAGAAUCUAAAGCAAAAAAAAGUUAAAUUAAAAAAGAAGAGAUUGACUCUGAUGAAGAGGAGUUUGAUGAAAGUGAUGGAGAAAAGGCUAAUAAAAAAUAAGGUAGAAAUAAAUUAGAGAUUUAAAAAAAAUCUCAAAGCUAGCUUACUGGGAAUAAAGUUUAAGGAAAGAGAGGAAGACCUGCAAAGAUAAAAAAAGAAGAUUUGGAUGAAAAAGAGGGUAAAAAUUAAGAUGAAAAUAAUGAAGGAGAAGAACAGUAGGAAUAAAAAGAAGAAGUAAUUAAGAAAAAAAGAGGACGUAAGCCUUUAAAUUAAUAAAAAAAGGAAGAAUAAGAUAACUCAGAAGACUCAGAGUAGUAAUAACAAUAAUCAAAUAAUUAAGAAACUUCCUAAAUGGCACAGAAAGGUAAAAGAGGAUUUAAAAGAUGUAAAAAUGAAAGUUGCUCUCAAUUAAUUUAUAUCCAUUAGAAAGUUUGCCCUCAUUGCUCCUUUGAGCAUAAAAUGUCAGUACAAACUCUUGAAAAAAAGUAAAAGGAUAAAAAAGAAAAGUCUUCAAACACAUUCGAAGUUCUAAAAGCUUUUAUAGAGAGUAGUCAAGGAAAUAAAAAAGUAAAGAUUAAAAAGAAAGAUCAGUUACCUAUUUAGCAAAUUAAAAAAAAUGCAUUAUCUUUGGAUGAGUUUAAUAUUGAUCAAGAAAACUUAAAAUAAAUGUUUAAAGAGCCGAAAGGUUCUUUAUUUACAUACUAGGAAGAGGAGUAGAAAAUAAGGAACUAAGACUCAUUUGAAGAAAGUAGCUUGAAGGGUUCAAAGCCAUCAAAAAAGAUAAAAAAAGAAGAAUCAAAAGUACAAGAAAAAUUAGACUAAAAUAUUUAAGGAUAAAAGAAAAAUGAAGAAAGCAAUAUUUUAGAGAUACCUAAGAAUAAUAAGUACGAUUUAAAGGUGGACAUGAAUUUUAACAACAAGCAAGAAACAGUGGAUAUUCCAUAAUUUGGUCACUUUUGCAUUUUUAAUCAACCCCAGUAGUAAUAGUAAAAGGAUUAAGAUGACUAGAAAGAAUAGCAAGGAGCUCAAAGCAAAAUUACACAGUUUUUAAAGGGCAACAAUGAAAAGUUAAAACAGAGUAAUUCAAUUAAAUAGGAAGAAUAGCAAUAAAAAUAAGGUGAUGAUUGGAGGUUCUUUUUGAUGAACAUUGGAUUUCCUAUUACUUGUGUUUCAUGGAGCUAUACAAACAUAGAAAGUGAGUGGAAGGAUUAGUAUUUGGCGGUAGGGAUAAAUAUAAGUGAAGUUAGCUAAGAUAAAGAAAAACUUGAAAUAUUUCGUACAAUGGAGGCAUACAACCUUCUUGGAUGUCAUAGAGUAGGUUAAAAAUAUGACUGUGAUGGGUGUAUAUUAAUUUAUAAAAUACCUUACGAUAAGCUUUCAAAUACUUUCAAAGAACCUGUUCUAAUAAGAAAUAUAGCUGUUUAAGGUACUCCACUUUCUAUCAAAUGGAUGCCAAAAUUUAGUUAAAAUUCAAAAACCUCUUAUUCUGUUUUAACUUCAAAUGGAUCUAUUUAUUUUUAUUCUUUUGACUUUUCAAACAAUGAAAAUAGUUGUGUCUCGCAAAUAAAAAACAACAAAGCUAUAAGUGGGUAAAAUAAUUAAAGUCUCCUUUUUAGACAAGCUUAAAAGCAGUCUCCUUUAAUGAAAAUAACUAUAAGUCAAGAUGUGAUUUUAUCAUGUUUUGAUUGGCUAAACAAUGAAAACUGUAAUUAUCUCAUAGCUGGAGAUUAAGUUGGAAAUAUUUAUUUUAUAGAAAUUUAAAAUAGUUCAUUUAAAAUAGCUUAAUAUUAUAAUAAUGCUCACAUAGGAUAGGUUUUAGAUGUUAAAUUCUACCCAUAAAGCAAUCAAUAAGAACAAAUAAUUUUUGCUUCAUGUGGGUAUGAUGGAUUAGUAAAAAUAUUUGACGUAUACGAUUCUCCAUUCCCUGUGUUUAUUUACGAGUCAUGCUUAAAAAGCUGUAAAAGUAUUGAAUGGGAUAUCGGAGGAAAAUAUUUACUAGUUAAUCGUGAUAAAUAGCAGUUCUCUUAGUUGAUACUAUCUUUUUUUUCUACCUCAAAUUCUAAAAACAUAGAACUUAAUAACUAUGCAGAAGCAAGAUAGUUGUAAAAAAUUAAUUAAGACUUUGUCGUCACAACGUCUGCUAGUGGUUUUUUUUCUUCGUAUGUUUUUAGCUCUAACGAAAGUGGGAAAAUAUUUUCAAAUUUUACAGAAUAAAAUAGAAGAAUCAGUGUUAAAAAAGUUAAAAAGAAAUCACCAGAAUGUGAAGGGUUUGAAAUAUGCAGUGGUUCAUUUUUAGGCUAAAAUGAUUCAAAAAGGCAUUAUGCUUUGUAAUUAAGUGAUUUAAACUCCUUUUUCUUAAGCAAAUAAAAUGAUGAAGAGGGUAAUGGGAAAGAAUUAGACGAAGAAAUGGAUGUAGAAGAAACAAAUAAAAAAUAAAAGAACUCUAAACAAAAAAUUUAGAAAGAAUUUUAAAAUUUCUAAAAUUAAUCAUAUGUCACUUCAAUAAAUUUAUCUCAAAGUAAUAUCAUCUCACUUCAAAUUAAAACAUCUGAAAAGAGUAAUAAUAAUGCACAAAUAAAUAGUUACACUCUAGAAUCUUUCUUAGCAUUUAGUAAUUAUGGUGGUGUUUUGCAUAUUUCUAAAGUUUAUAUUUGA
Tetrahymena thermophila SB210 is the source of this 2997-nucleotide messenger RNA. Its product is annotated as AT hook motif protein. Gene Ontology annotation, molecular function: protein binding. The record is from RefSeq and is a predicted model, not a curated record. The transcript is spliced from 7 exons. NCBI's taxonomy places the organism in Eukaryota, Ciliophora, Oligohymenophorea, Hymenostomatida, Tetrahymenidae.